CUCACAACUCUGCCCACCCAGAUGAGGAGUAAACCAAGAAAGGGGAAGACCCAGAGUCCAGGUGGAGAAGCUCCUAGGAGAGAGGCCAGAGAAAUCCCUGUGAAGAUGGUGAUGGGAGAGCCCAGGAGCAGAGGCAGUCCAUCCAGACUAGGUUCAGCGCUCCAGUAGAGACUUUCAGGAAGGGAAGAUGAUAGAACACCUAAUUCAAGGGAAUGUACUGAGUAGAUUUAGACAAUUGAGAGAGGAUUGGGCUAAACAUAGAAAAUUAAGCAUGUGAAAGUAAAAACUAUUUUUAGGGAAACUUAUGCAGUGUUCUGAGUUCUAUGUUGCUGUGUAACAGAUUACCUCCCCCCCCACUACCCAAACAGUGCCUCCCAACAAUACCAGUUUCUGAUUGUCAGGAAUUUGGGAGUGGCUCAGCUGGGGAGUUUGGCUCAGGAACUCUGCUGUCUCCUGAAGAUUUGGCUGAGGCUGAACAGUCUGCUGGCUGCCACACGCAGGAAGGAAAACAAAUCACAUUAUGUUCCUAAUAGUGUAUUUCAUAUGAAUCUAACCAGAUCACAGUAUAACUCUAUUGAGAAGACAAGAGUUGCAAAUAUGCCUUUGGUAAUAGGGGUGAAGACCCAAAAGAGGUGCGUGUGUUUGUUUAGUUAAAUCUUCUUCCACGAUAAAAAGUCAAUAGCUAGGCUGAAACCUAAUGAUCAAAGAGGGUCAAUGCUCACAUUUUCUAUUUAAAGAUGCAAAGGUACAUAUCAAAAAACAACAACAACAAAAAGAACAGCCAAGUUAGAAGUGCUCAUCUCAAGCGAUUGAGAUUGGCGAGCCUAGAACCUAAUGUUUUGCUUAGCAAACAUUGUUCCCUUGUUAAACAAUGAACAUGUAUAGCUUUGAUAAGAGCAAAGCUUAAAGAGGAAGUCAUAAAAGUAAUAAAUCUAGAUGAAUUUUUCUGUGUCGGGGUGGAGGAGGUAGGUCUUUGUAGGAUAUCAAAAGAAGAAAAUGUAAAGGAAAAAGAUAGACUUGGUCAUUGUGACUUCAUACUAAUUAAAAACCUCUGUACAUUAAACACACACACACAUAUAAAAUGGAAAGGGAAAAAGUAAGCCAGGAAAAUAAUCCUGAUACACUGUCCAAAGUGUUGGUGGCAAAAUAUAAACUAUUUCAGUCCUUUAAAAAUAUGUAAAUUGUUUCAAUCUGUCUCAGGGUCCAUUUGGCAAGUGAAUCAAAACCUUGAACCUGCAGGUAUCCUUUGACCCAGUGAUUCCAACUAAUUGUAACUAACUCUUGAUGUGCCCAAAGAUUUAGCCAUUCAUUUUCAUUUUCAAGAGACGAAAAACUUGAAGCAGUUGAAAUGAACAGUGAGUGAGUGAUGAUUCCUUUCAAGAUUGGGCAGCCCAAGAAACAGAUUGUCCCCAAAACAGUGGAGAGAGACUUUGAACGAGAGUAUGGAAAACUCCAGCAGCUGGAGGAGCAGACCCGGCGUCUGCAGAAGGACAUGAAGAAGAGCACGGACGCCGACCUGGCCAUGUCUAAGUCUGCUGUGAAGAUAUCCUUGGACUUGCUCUCCAACCCCCUCUGUGAGCAAGACCAGGACUUUCUGAACAUGGUGACCGCCCUGGACACGGCCAUGAAGCGGAUGGAUGCCUUCAAUCAGGAAAAGGUGAACCAGAUACAGAAGACUGUGAUUGAGCCCUUAAAAAAGUUCGGCAGUGUGUUCCCGAGUCUCAACAUGGCGGUGAAACGGCGGGAGCAGGCUUUGCAGGACUACAGAAGGCUGCAAGCCAAGGUGGAGAAGUACGAGGAGAAGGAGAAGACGGGACCGGUGCUGGCCAAACUCCACCAGGCCCGAGAAGAGCUUAGGCCGGUGCGGGACGACUUUGAGGCUAAGAACAAGCAGCUCCUGGAUGAGAUGCCACGCUUCUACAACAGCCGACUGGACUACUUCCAGCCCAGCUUUGAGUCCCUGAUCAGAGCACAGGUAACGAAGCUAAAGGCUCAGCAUGUCCCCAUCCGCCUCCAGCCCACCACCUGAGCUCCUGGCCUGGGUGUCUGGCGCCCUCCAGUGGACACUCUCAUUCUUGCAGCGUCCACAGUUGCAGACACUGAGGAAAAGCCAGGUUCCUCCCCCCAGCCUAUCUUGGGAGAGCCC
Molecule: messenger RNA, 2146 nt
Organism: Odocoileus virginianus texanus
Lineage: Eukaryota; Metazoa; Chordata; Mammalia; Artiodactyla; Cervidae
Source: RefSeq, a predicted model, not a curated record